UUUGUUUACAUGGAUACCAUUGUCUGUAAUGUAACUUCACUUCCAAAUUUUUCAGAAGUCAUAUACCCUAAUGAUAAGGUUACCAUUGUUUUCAAAUCCAGGACAUGUUAAAUUUUUUCACACUAUACCAGGACAUUAAAAUUGUUUUGCGCGGUGGGUCGUCCGAAACAAUUAGUUGUAAUUACGCGGAGAGCUCUUCAUUGAACUUCAUUCAGUGACUCCGUAUUUUAAAACACAAUAUAUCUUAUCGUGGUGCCCAUUUGGAUUAAUUAUAUUUGUGUAAUUGUGUCACCUAUUUAUGCCUGUAUAUUAGAUGUAGUCGAUCUUGCCAUUAAUUAAAAAAAAAAAUUUUUUAAAUAAAAUUUUGUUGUGGUGUCAGCUCCCGAAAAAGCAGGAUUAAACGUUUUUAAAAAACUAAUUAAACCGAACUGUCCUGGUAAAAACAGUACAAAUGUUUACCUGACCUACUGACGACAUGAUGUGAUUUACAUUUUGAUUUCGGCAUAUCAUUUCUUAGGGGAGCUUAUAAAUUAAAAAGAAAAGAAAAACACGUCUACUUUGCACCUUUUAUUAUUAGUGGUACUUUUAGGAGAUGGCAUCUUUUUGUUGAUUUGAUGUAUUGUUUAACUGUUACUUUUUUCCCCUUAGGCACCAAGCUUUUAUUUUAUAUCUCGUUAGCUGCUUAGCACGCUUUCUCCACAACCCAAAUAAAUCCUUUUUAAAAAAAUAAAAAGACAACAUCAACAAACAAAACAGUUUUGGUGGUGGGAUACAACUAAUUUAUCAUCUUGUAAAUGUAAGUUUGCAUCACAAAUAGUUUAAACAUUUAUAUUUCAGACAAUGUCAAACUCAAGUAAAUCAACAGUUGUGCCCCUUGCGGCAGAAGGCUUUGGUUCUGGUGGGAAAAAUUACGAUGCCAAUCGUCCAGGAUAUUCAGAGGAGACAGUGGAUCUAAUAGCUUCUACAAUCAAAACAUUGUCGUCUGAAAUAAGCACCCACACUCUGAAAUACGAUGUGUUGGAGCUAGGAGCAGGGACUGGGAAGUUAACUGAACUACUAAUUAAGAAGCUGCCACAGAAGAUCAGAUAUUUCGCCACGGAGCCAUCAGAAAACUUUCUCGAAGUUUUAACAGAGAAAAAGUUGAACGUUGAUGUGGGAGUUUCAGCAGCAGAUGAUAUCCCGCUCCCAGACGCUUCAGUGGGAAGCGUCGUCUGUGCUCAGUGUUUUCAUUGGUUCGCGGAAGAAAAAGAUAUUGCGAGCAUCCGACGUGUCCUUGUUCCUGGUGGUAGGCUCAUCCUCGUUUGGAAUGUUAAAGAUUUCAGCAGAGACUGGAUGCAAGCGUUUUACGACCAGAGGCUGGAGGUCUUGAAGAGAGUCGGAGAAUCCCCUAAAUACUGGGUGAACUCGGAGGAGUGGCGAAGGAAUAUUGACAUCUGCUCCUCGUUCAAAUUAUCCGAUCAACACUCAUUGCCGGGGAUCAACUUCGGAGGAGGUCUUGAGAAGGUCUUGUCCAACCUCACCACUGUGUCAGCUUACAAUAUGCUGGGUGCCGAAGAACGCGACGCCUACGUUGAUCAGCUGAGGAAGCUUCUUACAGAAUGGCCUGGGCUGGACCUGGAAAGCAUGGAGAUACCAUUCACAACAGAGCUGUAUGUAUACAAGGCUCUGUAAAUUCUCUAAUAUAUUUUUACUGUGUCAUCAAUCCCUUUCAAGGUCCUGAACCUCAGACCAGACGCCCAUGAAAUAGUUAUCACUCUGGGUAAAACUGGCGCAACAGUAAGUUUGUCCGUCAUUUAUCCAGUGCUAAUUAUUAUUUAAUAUUAAUCAGUGUUGCAUGAUUUUAAAAUAGCUUUUAAAAAACAUGUUUAAAAGAUGGAAACUUUUCAGGGAAGGCAAAUGAGCGAAACAAAUAAUGGGAAAACCUUGCCAAAAAAAAUGACUUAACAAAACAAUGAAUGUGUUGGCAAGAAGCCUUCUUCAGUGGAAAAACAUCAGUACAAACAAAAUGAUAUUAAAAUAGCACUUAGCUGUAUGUAUACGAGGCCCAGUAAAUUAGUGAGGAGAGCAAGCGGAGUGUACACUAAAUACCACAACAUAACUACUGUAAUAAUUAAAUAUUAUUAAUGGAUUAUUUUAUUUUCCAUUUGGAGACUAUUAUAAUUAAUCUUAAUUUUUGUUGAAAUUUAUAAUGCAACAUGAUUAAGGCUCAUUGGGAUGAAUAUGAUGUUCCUGGUUAUGGUUAUGUAAAUGUAUGUGUGUCAUACUGUGAAUAACCUGCUAAAUUCCGAUGUAUACCCCAUUUUUAUUUAAUAAUUAUUAUAAUUAUUGUCUUAAAAUGAAUAAACUGUAAAAUCCAGAGUUGUAUUACAUGUUUAUUGAAGGAUUUUCAUACUUUGGAUGGCCUGCUAAACAUCCAUGGAUGACUAACAUAUGAAGAGUCCAAUUGCAAACCCUGCUAAGUCACUUUAGAUUGAUUUUGAGAAAAACACAUGGGUUGACAAUUUUAAUUGGGUUACAUUGGCGUAACAAUAACAACAAUGUAUUUAAGGUGGGGACGCCAUCUUGCAUAAAGUAAUAAAAUUUUAAAAUAUAAACAUUAUCAGCAGAGGGAUCCUUUAAAUCUGGAGUUCUUUUCUUUUUGUAAGUUUUAAUGGGGACAUGUUAGCGUUUUCGCCGAUUGUACUAAAACUAGUGUCGUGUUCAGCAAUCUUGAAUAGUUUCGAAAGAAAGUCAUGUGCCGGCAAGCUAAAUUGUGAUUGGCUCUUUUUCACAAAUUUUGUUUAAAACAACUACUGCCAUUGGCUGGUAACUUAGUAGGGUUUGAAAGUGAAUGCUAAUGCACCUUAGCAGGUUUUGCAAGUCUAUCCUAUUUUUGGCUGCAUCUAUAGGUACCCGGCUACCUAUAAUUGCCAAUGACUAUUCGCACCCGGAGUGGCUCCAUACAGAUUUAAUAGCUUCGGAGCCGGGUGUGAUAACAAUAAUAGUAUGAGAAUUAUUUUUUUUUUAAUUGUUUUUUUCUCCUUGUUAUUUCAUAGAUUCAUAGUUUUAUUCUUUUUAUUUUUUUUUUUAUUUUUGCUUUAUUAAUUUCUCGUAGGACGGGUAGAUUUUUUUUCUUUCUUAUUUUAUUUUUUAUUUUAAGCGAUUUUUGUAGAUAAUUUUUUUUAAAAAUCUAGUAAUGAAGAUGAUUUAGAUACAUUGAUUGUUUUCAUUUGAAUUUUAGAAAAGUAAUAAUAUUAAUUUAAUUAUUAAAAUUAAAUCCUUUAUUUAAUAUUAUUUAUGUGUAUUGUUUAAGUUAAAAGAUUUAAUCACACAGUACUUUAUGAAUUAAUUAGGUAUUCUAAAUAAUGAAAAUUUCAUUCA
Lymnaea stagnalis (great pond snail) is the source of this 3360-nucleotide messenger RNA. The record is from the annotation of a GenBank genome assembly. NCBI's taxonomy places the organism in Eukaryota, Metazoa, Mollusca, Gastropoda, Lymnaeidae.